Molecule: messenger RNA, 327 nt
Organism: Dichomitus squalens LYAD-421 SS1
Lineage: Eukaryota; Fungi; Basidiomycota; Agaricomycetes; Polyporales; Polyporaceae
Exons: 1
Source: RefSeq, a predicted model, not a curated record
CCUCCGAUUGUCGACAUCAUCCGCUUCCUGUCUAGUGCAUCGACUGCAUCAUUUGGCGUUAUUUCCCGGACGACACUCGCUGUCAUAUUCACACUCCUUGCACCAAUAUCUCUGCUCCUCACCCCAAUCUCCUACCUGCUCUCUCCUGUCUUCGUCCUGGUCCAAGUCCUCUUGGACGUGUUUGUCUUCGCGCCUUACGCAGUUACCGCCGCCAUCGCGCGAAACGUCUACCCUAUCUACGUCCUCGUCGGCGUAGCUGUUAUAUGCGCUCUUGUUGUUGGUUUUACGGCGCGCAUCAUAACCUCCUCCAUCCUACACGCGAUAUUC